Nyctereutes procyonoides (raccoon dog) is the source of this 2698-nucleotide messenger RNA. It is a transcript of the gene C9, whose product is annotated as complement C9. NCBI's taxonomy places the organism in Eukaryota, Metazoa, Chordata, Mammalia, Carnivora, Canidae. Gene Ontology annotation, molecular function: protein binding. Bases 94 to 1785 code for a protein of 563 amino acids. The transcript has 11 exons. The record is from RefSeq and is a predicted model, not a curated record. Gene Ontology annotation, biological process: immune response. Gene Ontology annotation, cellular component: membrane attack complex.
CAGUAAUCAUCUCCCAGUUCUCUGGCCCUUUGCAGAUCAACACCUGGCAGGACCUGUCUGGCCAUUCCACUCGGCACUGCCUAGCCAGAGCAGAUGUCUGCGGGCCAGAGGUUUGCCUUUGCACUAUGCCUUUUCGAAAUAAGCGUCCUGACUGCCGGGCCCACUCCUAGUUUUGUCCCAGACACAACACGAGAGAAUGACACGCCAUUCCCCGUAGACUGCAGAAUGAGCUCCUGGAGCCAGUGGUCGGAAUGUGACCCUUGCCUCAAGCAAAUGUUUCGCUCAAGGAGCAUCGAGGUCUUCGGACAAUUUAACGGGCAGAAGUGCGUAGACGCGGUGGGAGACAGACGGCAGUGCGAGCCCGCCGAGCCCUGCGCGGCCGAGGAGGAGGACUGCGGCGGCGGCGACUUCAGGUGCCGCACAGGCAGAUGCAUAAAGAAGCGGCUCCUCUGUAACGGUGACAAUGACUGCGGGGACUUCUCAGAUGAGGACGACUGUGAAAGUGAUCCCCGUCUCCCCUGCCGAGAGAAAGUGGUGGAAGAAUCGGAACUGGCGCGGAUGGCGGGCUACGGCAUCAACAUCUUAGGGAUGGAGCCACUAAGCACACCUUUUGACAAUGAGUACUACAAUGGACUCUGUGAUCGAGUUCGGGAUGGAAACACCUUGGUCUACUACCGCAGACCCUGGAACGUGGCUUCUCUGGCCUAUGAAACCAAAGCCGAUAAAAAUUUCAGAACUGAAUAUUACGAAGAACAGAUACAGUCAUUCAAAAAAAUUGUCCAAGAGAAGACAUCAAAUUUUAAAGCAGAUAUAGCUUUAAAACUCACACCUACUGAAGCAAUUGAAAAGUGUAAAAUUAACUCCUCCAUAGACUCCUCUAUAAAUGUUGAGAGUAAGCUUCAAUUUAAUUAUUCCAAAAAUGAAAUUUACCAACUAUUCUUGACACAUUCUUCUAAGAAGGAAAAAGUGUUUCUGCAUGUGAAAGGAGUAAUUCAUCUGGGAAGAUUUGUGAUGAGAAGUCGGGAUGUCAUGCUGAAAACCACUUUCUUGGAUGAUAUAAAAGCUCUGCCAUCUACCUAUGAAAAGGGGGAAUAUUUUGCAUUUUUGGAAACCUAUGGAACUCACUAUAGUAGCUCUGGGUCUCUAGGAGGGUACUAUGAAUUAAUAUAUGUUUUGGAUAAAGCAUCCAUGGAAGAGAAAGGUGUUGAACUAAGGGAUGUACAGAGAUGCCUCGGGUUUAAUCUGGAUUUUUCUCUGGAAGCUGGAGUUGAAAUCAGUGGAAAGUUUAAUAAAGAUGAUUGUUUAAAGAGGGGUGAGGGUGAAACUGUAAACAUCAGUAGUGAUGGCAUCAUUGAUGAUGUUAUUUCACUGAUAAGAGGAGGAACCCAAAAAUAUGCAUAUGAAUUGAAAGAGAAGCUUCUCAAAGGAGCCAAGACAAUUAAUAUAAGUGACUUUACAAAGUGGGCCACUUCCUUAAAUGAUGCUCCAGUGCUCCUAAAUCACAAACUAUCUCCUAUAUAUAAUCUGAUUCCAGUGCAAAUAAAAGAUGCACACCUAAAGAAACAAAAUUUGGAAAGUGCCAUUGAAGAUUACAUCAAUGAAUUCAGUGUGAGAAAAUGCGACCAGUGCAAAAAUGGAGGUACCAUAAUUCUGCUAGAGGGAGAAUGUCUGUGUUCCUGCCCAAUCGAAUUUACGGGCAUUGCCUGCGAAACCAGUAAACGAAAAAUUUCUAAAGGUUUACCAGUCAAACAAAAAAUAAAAAGAACAACAACUACAACAAAAUAAACAAAUAAACCUAUUGACUUCUCCGGGAUCAAACAAAAGUAAAAACCAGGACUUUACAAUUAAGGAUCCUACCCUUGAAGAUAGUUCUUGCUGCCAAAUGGAAAACAACAUGAACAUCCAACUGACCUCUGAAAUCUCUCUCCAACCCACAACGCUUUUUUUCCUCCUUAAACUCCUAUGAUGUUUCCAUUUUUUAUCCCUGAAUGAGCAGUCAGCAGUGAACUAUGAAGAUUACUUUCUCCCAUAGUUAAUGCCAGUCUCUGGCUAACAAACAAAAUUAAAAAGAUAGUGUUGGCUUUAAAAGUAAUUGCCAGAGUACUUUGUAUGAUUAAUAUGUUCCACCAGGUCCAUUAUCCAAGUCCAUGACAUGCAAUUUCAUUCUUGUGUAUGUCAUUGCUUCUUGUUGGGUCAUUCAUUAGUACCUGCAUCCAUUCACUGAGCAAAUACCUACUGAGUGCCAACCUCAUGCAGAGCAUGCUGCUCUUGUUAGUCUUAGCUCUCCAGUUUAAAUCUAUGUUUCCAAGGGAAGAAAGUAUUAUAUUUGUAACCAAAAACAAUUAGGUUAAAUCCUGCGAAAUGUCCCUAUCCAAACAUAUUUUACAAAAAAGGAAAGAGAAAGAAAGAAAGAAAGAAAGAAAGAAAGAAAGAAAGAAAGACAACAAACACACAAAAAACAAAUAACCAACAAUUUCAUAUGGUCCAGCUUAAUACUCAAUGAAUUGUAUGAGGUAAGGCUACCCACAUAAGAAAGUGAUCAAGAGAGCUGACUGUAUGAUUUUAUAUGUUAAGUAGUGUGGUACUUAAGGCUUCAAAGCUUUUGAAAAGGUCUGAGACUUCCCCUAAAAACAACCCUCAAAAUACAAAAGAAAAAAUGCAAAAUCAAAAUUAAUAAAUGUUUAAUAAACAUGAAUAA